GAUAUUCAGUGAAACUUUCUUCACAAAUGCCUAGAAUCGAUAAAAAGGAACAAUGUUUAUGUUUACGACUGCGUCGAAUGUUUCUCUUGAAACAUGUCAAACAUAAAUUAAAUAUAUUAUAUUUUUUUACAAUGCUUGUUAGUUCAAUAUAAUAUUGCAAAGUUUACUUAGAAUUACUUAAAAUGCUUGAUAUAGAGCAGGAUGUUACUCAAAUCCAAGGAGGUGACAAGCGAGAUAUAAUAAUUAAAGAAUACCAUGAAAUCGUGGAGGGCCUUAAACGAGAUUUGCAGUUAUGCAAGGUACAACAAAAUACUAUAAGAACAGAACUGGAAACUCUGAAGAAUGAAAACCAAAAGACUGAUGAUAUUAAAGAAUCUAUUAAUCGUAUUCAUUUAGAAGAAUGUAGUAAUCAAGAUUUGUAUAAAAAGCAAGUAACUAAUUUACAAGAGCGUAUUGAACUUUUGGAAACAGAGAAGAGCUCAGCAUUACAAUUAUGGCAUAUUUCUUUGAAUACCAUAAGUGCCUUAGAAGAGGAAUUGAAGAAAUUUCGAUCAGAUGGACAAGGGACAAAAUUUUAUCAGGAACAGGCGAAUGUAAUCAAGGAAAGUUAUUCGGAAGCUAUUAAAAUGUUGCAGGAGAAACUCUCACAGGCUAAAGAAAAUAUGAUGAAAUAUCAAACACUGCACCAAACCAGCAAAGAAAAAAUUGAGAAUUUGUCCAAAGAGAGAGAUGAACUCUUGGAAAAAUUGAGAAGUUUACAAAAGGAUACCCAAGAUAAAGACAGGAAUUAUCAGGUGACUAUAGAAACAUUGAAACAAGAAUUGGCUUAUGCUAAAACAGAAGCUAAUAAAAUGGUACAAACAAAAAUGGAAUUGGAGAAAAAAUUACAUGAAGUUAAGAGAUAUGCAGAAAAUGUGCUAGAGAAAGAUAAAGAAACAAAGAAGAAGAUGGCAGAAGCUAUUGAACUGAUAGAGUCUGCAGUUAGAGAAAAAGAUGUGGUGCUCCACCGUGAAGCUCUUAUUUUGGAAGAAAAGGCUAGAUUAGAACAUAGACUAAAUAUAAUAGCAAAUGAAUAUGAUACCAAAAUACAGGAACUGAAUGUGAAAACUAAAGAUGAAAUUGAAUUAAACACAAAGAGAUACUUAACAGAAAUUAAAGAACUUAAAGCAGAAUUGAAGGAAAAAACAAUGGUAGCAGAGAAAGCACAAAGAGAAUUGAAAUUUUCUGAGGAUGAAUUAGCUAGAGUUCAAAAAGAUUUAAAUACGAAGUUACUAGAUUAUGAACAAAAAGCAAAGCGUUUGGAACUGCAAUUACAGGUGUAUGAUGAAGCAGUAGGUAAAAAUAAAUAUGAUGUAGAAAUGAAACACUUGAAAGAGAAAAUUGUUACACUUGAAAGUCAAUUAAAUGCUUCAAAUAGUAAACUGUAUAAAUUAGAACAACAACAAACUAAUAAUAUAGAAGAUCAAGUGAAAAGAGCCGAUCGCGAAAAUCGAGAUAUAAUGAAACAGUACUCUGACUUGGAGAGUCAGUUAGCUAAAACUUUAGGUGAUAAAGAAAAUCUCGUAUCGCAAUUAAAAUCACUGAAACAAGAUUUUGAUUAUGAAAUACAAAAAAGAGAUAAUGAAAGAUAUUCCCUCGAAAAUAAAAUUCGAGAAUUAGAGGUUAAUCUUCAAAAAGCGAAUAGUGUAAGGGAAAAUAAAUUGCGGGACGCUCUUACCGAUGAUGCUUAUGAUAUCAAAAACAAACGUUUUGAUAUAACGGUAGAAAAUAAAUGUAAUUGCUGUCAGUCAGUAUUAUCAGAUCAUAUGAAUAAACUGCAGGAGAAGUUUGAUAGGAAAACAAAGGAAUUAAUUCAACAUGUUCAAGUUCAUCAGAAAUUAAGUAAAAAGUGGAGAGAUGAGGCAAAGUCAUUAACAGUUAAAUUUCAAGGAAGAACUAAGGAAUUGAGAGGCAAAAUAAAUUCAUUACAAAAGGAAAAUAACGAAUUAUAUACUGAAUUAUUAACUUGCAAGCAACAGUUGGCACAAAAUGCAGUCCAUGACAUACAAAGGCUUAAUGAAGCAAGUGAAAUUAGGUGACAAUAUUUUCUUUCAUUCAUAGAAACUUCACAGUGUAUGAUGAUCAAUGUAAAUAUUAUAACAUAUAUAAAUUUAUUCACAUUAAAAAUACAUUUUAUACCACA
Molecule: messenger RNA, 2182 nt
Organism: Megachile rotundata (alfalfa leafcutting bee)
Lineage: Eukaryota; Metazoa; Arthropoda; Insecta; Hymenoptera; Megachilidae
Biological process (GO): clustering of voltage-gated sodium channels; cilium assembly
Cellular component (GO): centriole
Source: RefSeq, a predicted model, not a curated record